CAAAUCCAGUUUGCAGAUGACAUGCAGGAGUUCUCCAAGUUCCCAACCAAGACCGGCCGCCGCUCCCUGUCCCGCUCCAUCUCGCAGUCUUCCACCGACAGCUACAGCUCCGCUGCCUCCUACACAGACAGCUCUGACGAUGAGGUGUCUCCCCGCGAGAAGCAGCAAACCAACUCCAAAGGCAGCAGCAACUUCUGCGUGAAGAACAUCAAGCAGGCAGAGUUUGGACGCCGAGAGAUCGAGAUCGCCGAGCAAGACAUGUCUGCUCUGAUUUCACUCAGGAAGCGAGCUCAAGGGGAGAAGCCUUUGGCUGGAGCUAAAAUCGUAGGCUGUACACACAUUACAGCACAGACCGCGGUGCUGAUCGAGACGCUGUGUGCGCUGGGAGCGCAGUGCCGCUGGUCUGCCUGCAACAUCUACUCCACCCAGAACGAGGUGGCAGCUGCCUUGGCCGAAGCAGGUGUUGCCGUAUUUGCCUGGAAGGGAGAGUCAGAGGAUGACUUCUGGUGGUGCAUUGACCGCUGUGUUAACGUAGAUGGCUGGCAGGCUAACAUGAUCCUGGAUGACGGUGGGGAUCUGACCCAUUGGGUUUAUAAGAAGUACCCCAACAUAUUCAAGAAGAUCCGAGGGAUCGUGGAGGAGAGCGUGACCGGUGUGCACAGGCUGUACCAGCUCUCCAAAGCUGGGAAGCUCUGCGUGCCAGCCAUGAACGUGAACGACUCCGUGACCAAACAGAAAUUUGACAACCUGUAUUGCUGCCGGGAAUCCAUCCUGGACGGCCUGAAGAGGACCACAGAUGUGAUGUUUGGAGGGAAGCAAGUGGUGGUUUGUGGCUAUGGGGAGGUCGGCAAGGGAUGCUGUGCUGCUCUGAAAGCCCUGGGAGCGAUCGUCUACGUCACGGAGAUCGACCCCAUCUGCGCUCUUCAAGCCUGCAUGGAUGGAUUCCGGGUGGUGAAGCUGAGCGAAGUGAUCCGUCAGGUCGACGUCGUCAUCACCUGCACAGGAAACAAGAAUGUCGUGACCAGAGAACACCUGGAUCGGAUGAAGAACAGCUGCAUCGUGUGCAACAUGGGCCACUCCAACACGGAAAUCGAUGUGACCAGCCUCCGGACCCCCGAGCUGACCUGGGAGCGGGUCCGUUCCCAAGUGGACCACGUCAUCUGGCCGGAUGGGAAACGGGUGGUGCUGCUGGCCGAGGGCCGUCUUCUCAACCUGAGCUGCUCCACGGUUCCCACCUUCGUCCUCUCUAUCACAGCCACCACUCAGGCUCUGGCUCUGAUCGAGCUGUACAACGCUCCCGAGGGCCGUUACAAGCAGGACGUGUACCUGCUGCCCAAGAAGAUGGAUGAGUACGUUGCCAGCUUGCACCUGCCUUCGUUCGACGCCCACCUGACGGAACUGACGGACGAUCAGGCGAAAUACCUGGGACUCAACAAAAAUGGGCCUUUCAAACCCAACUACUACAGAUACUGAUGGACCAUACCUAUGAAGGACCAGACCACACAAGGCAACAUUAGGGAGAUUCUUUUUAACGAUCAUUUCAUUUUGGUUCACCUUUUCAUUUUUUUUUUUUUUUAACCAACAAGGAACCCUGUUUUUACAUUUACCAGCGUGAUUUUAAGGUCACUUAUUAUUAUUAUUUUUUUCUCAUUUUCACCCUCCUCUGCGGUCGCAUCUCUGUCUGAUCUCGGCACGCGGCCUGGGAUCCGCUCCCUGCUUCCAUGUGGCUGAAGCCGCUGGUGGCUCCCAGCCUGGUUCCCUCCCCUGCUGUGUGAAGGGCAAUUCGCUGCUGCCGCCGUGUCUUUUUUUUUUUUUAACCUUCCCAUCCCGCGUUGGGUCUCCUCCGGGAUAUCUGCAGAUACGGAGAUGCUCUUCUACCUUCCCUUAACGUUUCCUUUCUUUGUGUGGAUGAUCUGCAACUUCUCAAUUGCCUUAAAGAGCCCAGUUUUAGCUGCUAGUUCAAUGCUCCUGGCUCUGCUCGGGAGCAGAGUGGCGCCUGCUGGCCACCUCAUGAAUAGGUGACUGUCCCCACCUGGCCGGGGUCCCCUGUUUGGUGGCCAGCGGGGUCCGGGGAGCUCACAGUUUCAGGGUGCUAAUCUGAAUUUGGAUGGGGGUCACUUAACCCAGCAUCAUCCUCAUCUCUCCUAGGUUGUUUUUUUUUUUUUUUUUUUUUUAAGCCAAACUGCACCUUAAUUUGAGUUGAAAACAUACGUCGGUCGGUCGGUUGGUUGGUUUGUUUUGCUCUUCUUUCCUUUUUGGAUCCUUAAAGAGACGUUUAAAGAGGGGCGAUGUGUCUGGCUGUGGAGUUUGGGCUCUCUCCGAGCGGCCCCGUCUCCCAGCAGGACGCGUGGGUGCUGUUAAGGGUGGUGUGUGGAUUUUUCUGGAGGGCAUUUCACUUUUGUUCUGAGGCGGAUGCACAAACUGAGCCUUCCCCGGGCCCUCUGCACCCUGGGCUCCCCUCGCUGCCCACCCCUCGAGCUGAGCUUCCUCAGCGAUGCCCCGCAGUGUUCCAGCCGCUCUCAUCGCCUCCUUCUUCCCUUCCCCACCCUCGCCGGUGACAAAUAUUUCUCUUCUCCAUCUCUUGCAGCUUGUCAUGGGUUGGGGGAAAGCCCUUGCAACCCCAGUGAGGUUCCUCCUGGCUUUUUUCCCUCUCCCAACGCCUCUUUCUUCCCCCGGCAAAGACCAGAGCAGGGUGGGGUCAACGUGUUCCCCCACCGCAUCGCUUGUUACAGAGAUAACGGGGAUGUGGUACCCCCCAGAGAGCUGCUCAGCUGCCUCCAGCCGCCCCAUCCCAGGGAUGGGCGAUGCUCCUGCGGCGCCGGGUGCGGGUGCAGCGCUGCCUUUCCCUCGGUGGGGGCUGGAGGACGAUGUAAGGAUGGAUGGCGCAGCUUCGCUCACCCUCCUGUGCCCUCUGCUCCUUCUCUGUCCCUCUUGGGGAGCGCUUGCCUGACACGUGCGGCCCCUCCGCCAUCCCUCAGCCCUCCCGGGGGCCAUGGGCCGGGGGCCUUUCCCACCCCCGUGGGUCGCAGCGGCCGAGCUGAGGCCUGCAGCUCCGUAUAAGCCAUGUCCCAGGGGUGGCGGCAGCGUCGGGCCGGGAGGGGAGAGAGGUUUAUUUUGUAUAUGAAUGAUUUUUAAUGAAUGCAAUAUUAAUCCUUGCAGAUGAGCAAUAAAUCAUUAAAGUCUAAUGAAAACUA
Molecule: messenger RNA, 3194 nt
Organism: Numida meleagris (helmeted guineafowl)
Lineage: Eukaryota; Metazoa; Chordata; Aves; Galliformes; Numididae
Gene: AHCYL1
Product: adenosylhomocysteinase like 1
Biological process (GO): L-methionine cycle
Cellular component (GO): cytosol
Source: RefSeq, a predicted model, not a curated record